This is a messenger RNA of Aspergillus japonicus CBS 114.51, 744 nucleotides long. RefSeq lists its product as uncharacterized. The coding region runs from base 1 to 744 and encodes 247 amino acids. Lineage: Eukaryota; Fungi; Ascomycota; Eurotiomycetes; Eurotiales; Aspergillaceae. The record is from RefSeq and is a predicted model, not a curated record. The transcript has 3 exons.
AUGAAUGGUGGUAUGGAACAAGAACAACUGCAAAUGGAUCCAGAUGUUUACCCACCCUUUAAUGAUCCUUUUUGGUCCUAUGAUUAUAUUGCGGAAUCGGAACAAGACGCAAAAUAUGCUGUCGUUCAUUCUUCAAGCGACUACACGAAUGAAUUGAUCGGCCACAGUGAGAUGGAUUACAACUCAAUGACCGAACAAAUGCCUUUAUCUGCUAUUGCAAGCAUUAUAGAAGAAUACUCCCAAGAAGAGCUACAGGGUGUUGGGUGCUGGGAGCCCAGUAAUGACUUUGGUUCAUGCCCUGCGCUUCCCGUCAUCAGCGAAACCGAACACCAGACCACUCUUCCUUCCCAUAUUCAAGCUACGCACCUGAAAACUGCGGGAGUAGAGUUCCAACGCCAAUCUCUGCCCCAUCCUCCAGAUCAUAGCACCCAUACCACUACGAACGAUGUACGCAACAUGAGAGGCAGUAGCUCAGAAAGUGUCAGUGGAUAUCCAAGUAUUGCGAGAAGGAUUGAGGGUGAAAUUCAGAGUCUUCUAGUUUCAAUGAGAACCCUACAGGAAAGGACCGACAACACAUCAAAAAAGGUCGAAAGACUACUGGGAAUGGUUGAGAAAAUCCAAGAAUGCGAGGAUCUCGCGGCGAAAAAGGUGGGGGAUUUGGCGAAGCGUACCGAGCGUCCGGCGCCUUUCCGUGCACGCAAGCUAGUAACCAGACGAACAAGCCCAGUCACAAAGAGCACAUGA